AUGGAAAAACAUCUACAAGAUCUCACUAGUCAAAUGUCUUCUAUGGAUGAAUCCAGCAAUCAAUUGGUAAGAGUGUUAGAAGCAAGGGAGUCGGCAUCUCCACCUGUGAAUACGAGAUCUAGAAAACAAACCGACGGAAUGGGAAAAUUAUUGCUUCCUCACUUUGAUGGAACUGAUCCUGAAGGUUUGAUAUAUAAAGUUGAACUCUAUUUUGAAUUUUAUGAAACACCACCACUACAACAGGUAGGGUUUUCAACUGCCUUGCUUAAACGAUUUGGAAGAAAUCAUUAUGAUGAUCCGGCUGCAUCACUUGCAAAGCUAAGCCAAAUGAGUUCUUUAGCUGAAUACCAAGAAGAAUUUGAAAGAUUAUCAAAUAUGGUGACUGGGUUAUCCGAGGAUUUCUUGAUUAGUUGUUAUAUUGGAGGGUUGAAGGAGGAACUUCGAUUGGAAGUACAAUCAUUUAACCCAUUAACCCUGGUGAAUGCAAUUGGAAUUGCUCGAUUACAAAAUGAUAAGUUGGCAAUUUUAAGUAAAGGUUACCGGAACUAUCAGAAAACCCCUGUGGUUGCAGCUCAACCUUUAGCCAUCAAAGCAGCACCACAAGCUACCAAUUCACCCCCUAUUAAACGGUUAACACCUGAGAAGCUGAUGCAAGGAGAGGAUGGGAACAUUGGCGAGGCAGAACAAGAGCUCAGUGAUGAUGAGGAUGGUGAGGAAACAGCGGAAAUAUCACUUCAUGCGUUAGCUGGGUCUUUCACGCCUCAAACAAUGCGGGUGCAAGGUGAAAUUAAACGUUUACCCAUUACCAUAUUAAUCGAUACAGGAAGUACGCAUAAUUUCACUGAGCCUUCAAUUUCUAAGCGGGUGAACCUAAAAUUCGUUAAGGAUACUCAAUUUGAAGUUAUGGUAGCUAAUGGAACCAAAAUACCAUGUGUUGGACUAUGUCCAAAUUUGGAGUUUCGAUUACAAAAGCAUAUGUUCAGUGGUGAUUUUCAUUUGCUCAAGCUUGGUGGUUGUGAUAUGGUAUUAGGGGCUCAAUGGUUGCAGACAUUAGGACCUAUUACUUGGGAUUUUAACAAGUUGGUAAUGGAGUUUGUGUCACAAGGCAGUAAAAUUCGUCUUGUGGAUAAUCAAACUUUGAAAACAAAGGUGGCUUCUGCACACACUAUGCAGCGUUUGAUUGCUAAAGGUGGUCAAUGGGUAUUAUGUCAGGUCUGCUUGAAUCCUACAACAGACAAGACCAUCUCGAUCCCUAAGGAUAUUCAGGAUGUUAUCGAUGGAUUUAAAGAAGUGGUAACGUGGAUUAUGCAACUCCCUCCAGUCCGUGAGCACGAUCAUAAAAUUAACUUGAUACCAGGAUCUACUCCCAUUAAUGUGCGGUCGUACCGGUAUACCCAUUUCCAGAAAGCAGAAAUUGAGAAGGUGGUGAAGGAAUUACUGGACUCUGGAUUGAUUCGACCAAGCACGAGCCCUUUUUCCUCUCCAGUACUGUUGGUGAAAAAGAAAGACGGUAGUUGGAUAAUGUGUGUGGACUACCGAGCUCUCAACAAGGUCACAAUUAAAGAUAAGUUUCUGAUACCUGUUAUAGAAGAACUUUUAGAUGAAUUACAUGGUUCCAAAUAUUUUACAAAAUUAGAUUUGCGUUCAGGUUACCACCAAAUUUUAAUUCACAAACCUGACAUAGGUAAAACAGCUUUUGGAACACACGAUGGACAUUAUGAAUUUUUGGUUAUGCCCUUUGGAUUGACUAAUGCACCAUCCACUUUCCAACAUUUAAUGAAUGAUAUAUUUCGCCCAUAUUUAAGAAGGUUUAUUUUGAUGUUUUUCGAUGACAUAUUGAUAUAUAGCAGGAAUUGGGCAGAUCAUUUGAAUCAUCUCAAGACCAUAUUCAAGUUAUUCAAGGAUAAUUAA
This is a messenger RNA of Papaver somniferum (opium poppy), 1911 nucleotides long. RefSeq lists its product as uncharacterized. The record is from RefSeq and is a predicted model, not a curated record. NCBI's taxonomy places the organism in Eukaryota, Viridiplantae, Streptophyta, Magnoliopsida, Ranunculales, Papaveraceae. The coding region runs from base 1 to 1911 and encodes 636 amino acids. The transcript has 3 exons.